Molecule: messenger RNA, 661 nt
Organism: Acanthopagrus latus (yellowfin seabream)
Lineage: Eukaryota; Metazoa; Chordata; Actinopteri; Spariformes; Sparidae
Gene: mif
Product: macrophage migration inhibitory factor
Exons: 3
Coding region: 111-458 (115 amino acids)
Molecular function (GO): phenylpyruvate tautomerase activity; cytokine activity
Source: RefSeq, a predicted model, not a curated record
AGAGAGGAAGACACGUCGUUUCUUCCGCCUCUGGGGUUGAGUUGCAGCGUCUGCCAUCUGCAGUCCAGUCCGCGAAGGGGGGGUGAAGACAGCGCAGAAGACAAGUCAUCAUGCCGAUGUUUGUGGUGAACACCAACGUGGCCAAAGGCGAUGUGCCGUCGAGCCUGUUGUCGGAGGCCACCGAGGAGCUGGCUAAAGCGAUGGGCAAACCUGCACAGUACAUUGCCGUGCACAUCAACCCUGACCAGACGAUGAUGUUCGGGGGAAAGGGAGACCCCUGCGCACUCUGCUCCCUCACCAGUAUUGGCAAGAUCAGCGGUCCUCAGAACAAGAAAUACUCUCAACUCCUGUGUGGACUGCUCAACAAACACUUGGGCAUCUCUGCUGACAGGAUUUAUAUUAACUUUGUAGACAUGGAGGCAGCCAAUGUGGCCUGGAACAACACCACCUUUGGCUGACAUGGAGGUCAACGCACUGAAAUAGAAGAACAUUCCCUGUAUUUUCAUAGGUGUACUAACAUGAAUUAAAGAAGCAAAAGUCACCCGGUAAUCCACUGGCCAAUGUAUGACUGACUUAAAAGCACUUAAUAUGACCCUUUGGCUUUGCACUGAUCCCUUUGAAUUUAAAUGCAAUAAAAUGAACCAUGUAGACCAAAAAAUAA